Molecule: messenger RNA, 2417 nt
Organism: Carya illinoinensis
Lineage: Eukaryota; Viridiplantae; Streptophyta; Magnoliopsida; Fagales; Juglandaceae
Product: protein PSK SIMULATOR 1-like
Exons: 2
Coding region: 336-2054 (572 amino acids)
Biological process (GO): positive regulation of growth
Source: RefSeq, a predicted model, not a curated record
GCAUAAACCCAACAUUAUCCGAUUCCUUUUACCUCGGUUUGACCAUAUUUCCACGCUCUCCGUCUUGUCACUUCAUUGGCCCUUCCGAGUUCUGGCCCAAAUCGUCUUCGUCCGUUUCAACUCGACUCAACUUCUCACCGGUUACGUGCGUACGUUACUAAUCUGUGCACCCGCUUGCCCCUACCCUCCUAGUCCUCCUCUUCCUCUUCUUAUUCUUUACCUCAAUGUUGCUUCUGAUUGUUGUUGGUAGAUGCCUCCGCGUUCUUUGAUAUCAACUGAAUCGAGGCUUCCUUUUGGAUUUUUUGAUAGGUUAGGUUCGCACUGCUUGCGUUGUAAUGGGGGGUGAGAGUGUGACUGAAUCGUGGUUUGGUAGUUUGAGGUGGAUUUCAAGGAAGGGUGGAUCUGACAAUGACAAAGGGGUGAUCGAAAUUUUAGCGUUUGAAGUUGCUAGCUUGAUGCUAAAGGUGGUUAAUUUGUGGCAAAGUUUGGGGGAUAAGGAGCUUCAUAGGUUGAGGGAAGAGGUUGCGAACUCAAUUGGGCUUAAGAAACUCGUUUCUGAUGAUGAUGAUUACUUGAUGGAACUUGCCUUGAAUGAGAUAGUUGAGAAUUUCGUAUUCGUGGCAAGGUCUGUGGCCAGGUUUGGGAAGAGGUGCAGAGAUCCCAUUUAUCACCGUUUUGAGCAAUUUGUUAAUGACCCUAUUCAGAAUGGAUUUCAAUGGGUUGGUUGGGAAUACAAAUGGAAGAAAAUGGAGAGAAAAGUGAAGAAGAUGGAGAGAUUCAUUGCCUCUAUGACACAAUUGUCACAAGAACUGGAAGUACUGGUGGAGCUCGAACAAACUCUUAGGAGAAUGCAGAAUGCUGAGUUAAAUCGGGCAAAGGUGCUUGAUUUUCAGCAGAAGGUAAUCCGUCAGCGUCACGAAGUGAGAAAUCUGAGAGGGAUGUCUCCAUGGAAUAGAACUUAUGAUUACAUUGUCCGGCUUCUGAUGCGUUCACUUUUUACGAUACUAGAGAGGAUAAAACAUGUACUUGGAACAUUUCAAGUGCCUUCUGUAGAGGCAAAUGUCGAUUCUCAGCUUAUGAAUAUUGAGUGUUUUCCUCGUAGCCAUUCCUUCUCUGCUAUUAUGUACUCUUCCAUUUAUCCAUCCGAGAAUAAUCUUGGUGGGUUCUAUUCAGGUUGUAUUGAAAGGUCAAUUUCAAAGCCAGGAAAUGCUGACAAGAGCAGUAGAAAGGAAAAGCAGCGACAGGAUCAUCAUUGGCCAUCAACAAUACAUGGAAACCACCCGAAUUUGGAAAGCAAUUGGUUUGCUCAUGCCGGACCUUUCAAAGGGUGCAUGCCUGGUGGAAGUGAAUCUCCUGUUGUACUGAGCUGCAAGCCAACUGGUGGUGGUUCUAUGAGGUUGAGUAGUGUUCGUAUGAAAAAUAUUGACGAAGACAGUAAAACCAACAUGAAAUCUUUUUCUUGCAGCAACAGGGUCUAUUCUAAAUUGUCCUUCUUCAACUCUAAGUGUAGGUCAUGGACUGCACCUCCAUCUAGUCUUGGCGGUGCCGCUUUAGCUCUUCAUUAUGCCAAUGUGAUUAUAUUGAUUGAGAGACUAGCUUCGGCACCUCACUUAAUGGACCUUGACACAAGAGAUGACCUGUACAACAGGUUACCCUCAACCAUAAGAAGUGCUCUGAGGGCUAGGCUAAAAUCGUAUGUCAAAACCAUGACUUCAUCUGAGCACAAUGCUGCCCUAGCAGCAGAGUGGAGUCUCGCCCAUGGGCAUAUAUUUGAUUGGCUGGUUCCACUUGCUCAUAACAUGACAAGGUGGCAUUCUGAGCGGAAUUUUGAGAAGCAUUAUGACUUUUCUAAAACAAACGUGCUACUUGUCCAAACACUUCACUUUGCAAAUCAAGCGAAAACUGAAGCUGCAAUUACCGAGCUUCUUGUAGGUCUGAACUAUAUAUGUAGGAUUGGCAUCGAACAUCAGAGGAAACAUGUGCAGGAGCCUGCUAUCAGGAGACCUUGUUAUGAUUAUACGUUCAUAAGGGAUGACAUUGCUUACAAUGUUUAAUAACUACAGAGAUUUCUUUUAGGUGUCAUAAAAUGUACAUGAUCAAUCUAGAGACAUGUCCCGUUCAUAUGGAAUGGGGUAAUAGACAAGACUUUCAGGAGAUUACUCUUUAUUUUUUCAUAAAAAGAUAGGGCAUUCCUUCCAUGUUGAGGUCUCCUUCUCAGCUUCCAUUUUAAUUUUUUUGUUUUCUGUUUGUUGGAGCUGGCAGCUCAGCUAAUUGAGUUGUUCUAUAGGGCUCUAGAGAUUCAUUUACUUAUUGAUAUGGUGGAUGAAUUUCACUUCGAUGUAAAGUGUAGUUUGUAUUGUAACAAGACGCCCACCGUGGUCUCAUGGAAUGCCAUAGUAAAUCACUCUUUUAAUGCU